Molecule: messenger RNA, 840 nt
Organism: Penicillium atrosanguineum
Lineage: Eukaryota; Fungi; Ascomycota; Eurotiomycetes; Eurotiales; Aspergillaceae
Exons: 5
Coding region: 1-840 (279 amino acids)
Source: RefSeq, a predicted model, not a curated record
AUGCCAACGCAAGGCCAUGCCGGUGUAUCUAAACAGAAGACGAAGCGAAGAACGUCUGAAAAUGGGAGAAGAAAGCUAUCAUCAGAGCGUGUGAAGCAGAAUUUACAUUCAUCCGGCUCAAAGCCAAAGAAAGCGAAAAAGAAAGCAACAAAAACGAAGCGCUCUGAGAAACAGAUAGAGCAGUCUGAGACUACUCAACCAAGUGGGCCUCCGCCGCAAACUGCCGCCAAAGAUAAAGAUACGCGACUUACGAUUGAUCAAAUGUUGGCCAUCUACCCAUUUGAUCAGGUCAAAUCAACAGUCUUCAACAUCGACCAUGAGAAAUUCCGCGCGAACAGUGUUAAGCUGCGAGAAAAACACAUCGAGGAAGAAUGGAAUGUAAAUAUCUGUAAAGAGCAGUUGAAAUGGUUGGACAAAUUCGUACCGCACCGAAGGCCUAUUGACCCCAAUGAGUCUGAAGACCUUCAUCCAGACACUCUCUGGAGGAUCAUUUGCCUUAAGUAUGAACUUCGUGAUCGAGAAGUGCUUGAGUAUGGAGAGGAGACCAUGAAAAAUGUGAACGCAGUUCUAGCUUCUUACCGUAGCAAAAAGCUGGAGUUUGAUCGCAAUAGGGUUACAGUUUGGUUUGAUGGCAAGAUGAUCAAGAAUAUUAGCUUGAAAGAGUGGGCGGAGAAUGAAGCCGAAAUCAAUGCGGAGAUGAUACAAAAGCGAAUCGAAAAUGGAGGAGGCUUACCUUGGGUGGAGAAUAUUGAUGAUGUGUUGUGGGACACUGGUUCAGACGAGACUGAACUUUUCCGCGACGACAAACUAGCAUUAGGGAAUAAGAAGGGCGCGAUUUAG